AAAAGUCUGAAUUAUAUGGAAGAGGCAGGAGACGGAGAUGGACAUCCCCGUGGAAAUCGUGAGCGACGAGGAAAUGGCAUUUAUCGAGGCCGCCCUCUCCCUAUGCUCCCCUCCGCUGAUGGCGGAAGAGAAGAUAGCUAGUGAUUCAGAGGAUAUACAGAUGGAGAUUGAGGAGAGCCCAUUACAGCGGCAUCGUGUGCAUCAGCGGAGAGCCCUCUCUGUCACAGAUAUCACAUCUACGGAAUGGUGUGAAAAGCAGAUGGAGUUCUCUCUGAUUCAUGGAAGGCCUGAAAAGACAACAGCUAUGAGAGCAGGAAGUGCACGCCACACAGAGCUUGAAGCUGAGGUACUGAUUCGAAUGGAGCUUGCUGUCCACACAAGAGAAGAUUCAUGGGCUGUAAAAUUGCUGAAUUUCAUUACUGGUGCAAAUCAAUUAUUAUUUGAUGGGUUGACACGUGAGCUUCCUAUAAUUGGGCUGGUUGAAGGUGUCUGGCUUAUUGGAGUGAUUGAUGAAGUUCGCAUGUGUGAGCUAAGUGGAAUCAAACAGCCCAUUAUGGUUGACACUAAAACUCGUAGUCAAGCUGCAUUGCCUUCUGAACCUCAAAAACGAAAUGGAAGGCUUCAGCUGAUGUGCUACAAGUUUCUUUGGGACAAUAUUGUAACAGAAGAUUUUCCAUCGAGCUCCUUCUUCCAAUAUUUUGGGCUGCAUCCACAACGAAUUUUAUCUAAGGAUAUAAGGAAACAUAUUGGUGAUUCUGGUAUGGGAAAAAAUGUUCAAUCACUGGAUGAUUUAGUCAAGUUCUAUAAGAGGACAUGUAAAUCACUUCCUUCAGCACAUAAGUCACUUUUGAUAAGGUAUGAGUUGCAAGCUGACCGGUCCUUACUUGCAGAAGAUGAUUUCUUAUUUGAAGCAACUUCAUUUGAAAAUCAACUUCAUUUGAAUUUGCAAUAUUGGCUAGGUCAAAGAGCAGCUACUUUUGUGGCUUGGGAUGAAAAUUGGAAAUGCAACUAUUGUUCAUUUUCAAAUGUAUGUCCAAGGGUUCAAAUCUUAUCUCAAGAGAAGAAGUAACAGCUUUUAUAUUUGCCAGAUAUCAAAUGACUAGAAGAUAAGCUCAUCCUGAUUAUGGGAUCAUGUUGGGUGAUCCAGUAUGUCAGUGUUUUUUAAUCUAUGAUCUAUUAAGAAGUUUUUUAAUUAUUAUCAACUUUGGAAGACUCAAAGAAUUGAUAAGACAUUCAAGUUGGAUCACAUAGAUUGACUGUGUAAUAUUGUGUAGUUUAUUUAUAUAUUUAUUUGUAUUGUUAAAAAUGAGAAUCGUAUUAUACAUUAAGAAUGGGAGAUGUGACUUCCAUUUUUUACUAAAACUAGCAAUUGCACCUUGGUGUGCAAUGGGUUCGCUGAAGAGGUGUGGAAGGUCAAUUAGAGAAAGUUUUGGUCUAUAUUUUGCAUA
Molecule: messenger RNA, 1448 nt
Organism: Cryptomeria japonica (Japanese cedar)
Lineage: Eukaryota; Viridiplantae; Streptophyta; Pinopsida; Cupressales; Cupressaceae
Product: exonuclease V, chloroplastic
Exons: 7
Coding region: 38-1069 (343 amino acids)
Biological process (GO): interstrand cross-link repair
Cellular component (GO): nucleus
Molecular function (GO): single-stranded DNA 5'-3' DNA exonuclease activity
Source: RefSeq, a predicted model, not a curated record